AUGACACAACUAACAUCAGGGCAAUCGCCUGAUACCAAACGCCCCUUCGAGUUAAAGGAAACAGAAGAGAGCAUAGCCAUGCAGAAGCUCAACUCUUUGACGCAAGGCGACAUUGUCGAACUUGACGCCACAGAAUCCUUCCUCCGCGAGCAUAACUUCUCAAACGAGUAUAUUGCAGAGCUACUCAACGACAAAGCUCUCAACAAGAGAGUUAUACGCAAAGUCGACAUGAUCCUACUACCCCUGCUAAUGGGAACCUACAUGCUGCAGUACAUCGACAAGAACGCGCUCUCCUACGCAGCUGUGUUCGAUCUGUUCACAGAUACGGGCAUCUCGUCAGAUCAGUACAGCUGGUUCGCUAGUAUUUUUUACUUUGCGUACAUGGCCGCUGAAUACCCCUGGUUAUUCCUUGCGCAGAAGACAUUAAUGGCAAAGGUUGUUUCGGGAUGUGUUAUUGCCUGGGGAAGUGUGCUGAUGUUGACUGCUGCGGGAAACAAUUUCGGUUCCUUGGCGACAUGCCGGUUCUUUUUGGGUGUGUUCGAGGCGCCGAUUACAACAUGUUUCAUGAUGAUUGUUUCCAUGUGGUAUACGCGAGAUCAACAACCUUUCAGAGCCGGUAUCUUCUAUUGCUGCAACGGUGUCGGAGCUAUGUUGGGUGGUCUCCUCACAUACGGUAUUGGCCAGAUUAAGAACUUUCCUGUCUGGAAGGCUGUCUUCAUGACCUGUGGUGGUAUGACCAUUGUCUGGGGCUUUGUUCUUCUUGUCUUCCUCCCCGAUAGUAUCAUGACAGCCCGUCACUUCUCGCUUGAAGAACGCGCCCUCCUCAUCGGCCGAGGUCGUCUUGCUCAAACCGGUGUCUUAAACAAGACCAUCAAAUGGAACCAGAUCCGCGAAGCCUUUAUUGAUCCUCAAGUAUGGCUUCUCGUACUUUUCAUGCUUCUAAACGAAACCAUCAACGGAGGCGUAGCCAACUUUGGCAAGUUGAUCAUCAAAGGCGUUGUGAAGGAUCCUCUUGAGACUGUUGCCCUUGGUAUCCCUAUGGGUGGAUUCCAAGUGUUUUGGAUUCUUUCCGGAACGUUUAUUGCGUCUCGUGUCAAGAAUUGCCGAACUAUUAUUAUGGCUGUCUACCUCAUUCCAACUAUUGUUGGCGUUUGUCUUCUUUGGAAGAUGGACCGCGAGGAUCACAAGAUUGGUGUUCUAUUUGGUUACUACAUCGUUGGUGGCUUCGUUUGCUCUUUGGUUCUUGCGAUGCAGAUGCCUGCUAGCAACCUCGGUGGCUACACCAAGCGCAUGGCCGCUUCUGCCAUGGUGUUUAUUGCCUACUGUGUUGGUAAUGUUAUUGGUCCUCAUGCGUUCCUUGGCGAGGAAGCUCCUCUUUACCAGACUGGAUGUAUUACUAUCUUGGGAUGCUCUGUUGCCCAGAUGACGGUAGCGAUCCUGCUCCGAAUCCUGUUGAUUCGGAGAAAUGCACGACGAGAUGCCGCUGCGGCAGCUGUGGGAACCAAUAAUGAGGAUGUAUCAGCCACAGAAGGAAGCGAUUUGACUGAUUUUGAGAACCCCCAUUUCCGUUAUGUCUUGUAG
Fusarium venenatum is the source of this 1581-nucleotide messenger RNA. Its product is annotated as major facilitator superfamily domain-containing protein. The record is from RefSeq and is a predicted model, not a curated record. Gene Ontology annotation, molecular function: transmembrane transporter activity. Gene Ontology annotation, cellular component: membrane. Gene Ontology annotation, biological process: transmembrane transport. NCBI's taxonomy places the organism in Eukaryota, Fungi, Ascomycota, Sordariomycetes, Hypocreales, Nectriaceae.